Messenger RNA from Ananas comosus (pineapple), 1078 nucleotides. RefSeq lists its product as uncharacterized. The transcript has 6 exons. The record is from RefSeq and is a predicted model, not a curated record. Bases 36 to 812 code for a protein of 258 amino acids. NCBI's taxonomy places the organism in Eukaryota, Viridiplantae, Streptophyta, Magnoliopsida, Poales, Bromeliaceae.
GAGAGAGGCGGAGAGAGAGGAGGAGAAGUAGAGGCAUGAUGGCGUGGAGCAUAGCGAGAGCGGCGUCGCUCAUGAAGCUUCGGCUUCGCCUCUCCUCCUCCCCAAUCCCCCCACAUCUUAAUCCCUCCACUACUCUCUUCCUCUCCGGAAACCCUAUUUCAGGAAGAUCAUCAGAGCUAAAAGUUUUGCGCAAUUAUGUUAGUCUUGCUUCACCAGUUUAUGCACAAAGAUUCAGAUCAGUGUUUAGCAUGCAAAAGAUGAUUGGGCGAAGCUUACACUUGUCAGUGAACGAGUGGUUUCACUGUGUGACCAUCCAUGUAGGAAGGAAGUUAUUCACUGGAACUUUUAUUGGAAUUAGCAUCUUAGGUGGACUGUUGCAUCGCCCAUCAAAUAUUGCUUAUGCUAUGGAUGUGGAUGGUUCUGCAGACUACGCCGAACCUUCAGGAUAUUUGAAGGAUGAUCUUAAUACCUUUUGGGCUUUGACCAGGAAAUUCCAGUUGCCUGUUGUUUUGCUUGUGAUGGUGUUUUUGGGCUGGAGGCGUCCAGUAACACUUGUCGUUAAUAUCAUACUUCUUCUCUUCUGUACAAGACCCAGUCCUUUCUCAAUUUAUAUGUUUAUUGAACAGCUGCGUCAGAGAGAGAUGCGUCGGGAUCCCAGCUUCCAUAAAACAAAGUUCUUGUAUGCAAGGAAUGUCGAAGUUGAAGAUUACAAGCUUCUUUGUAUCGGCGAAGUUGAACUAAGAGACAAAAAGCUCCACGUCAUCGGAAUUUUGGGCGGCUGGUGGAUUUUUAGUGUUUCGCAUUUAGCAUGACCAAGUAUAUGUAAAUGGGAAAGGGAAAGUUAUCUGAAAGCUUCUCCUAUUGAGUCGACAUUGAAGGGGUUGGAGUUAUUGAUCCUCUAAGCUCACUAUUAUGUUUUUUUUUUUGGCUGAAUCCAUUUAACAAUAGCGAUCCACUUGAUUGCUCUUGGUCCUGCAUAGUUGUUCAAGUAUAUGUGUUGCAAUUCUAAACCUGGCCUCACCAGUUUUGACUAUUAGAUGUCUACCUCUUUGCCGUAUAAAGAAUAAAUUCUCUUGAA